Molecule: messenger RNA, 837 nt
Organism: Chelonoidis abingdonii (Abingdon island giant tortoise)
Lineage: Eukaryota; Metazoa; Chordata; Testudines; Testudinidae
Source: RefSeq, a predicted model, not a curated record
CUCGCUGAGGGCCAGGCGCAUUGGCUGGAGGGGGCUGUCACUCUCCCCCCCCCCCGCCCCGGUGGAGGUGGGGAGGGCUCUGAGAGAGCGGCUGCUACGUGCGCAAGCGAUUGAGUGAGCGAGUGGGAGACUCUGUUUUGGGUCGUAUUGCAAACAGUUGGGGAGAGUGAGCGUGGCAGGAGCGCGGGGCUGAGCCGCCGCAGAGAGUGGCCAUGGCUGUCUCCUCCGCGCCUCCCGUCAUCUCGGCAACUUCCAGCAGCGCCAGCAGCAGCGGCAGCGUGGGGGGCCCCGGGAGCUUGUUCCGGGCAGACCCCCUCUAUUCCUCCAGCCCCUCCGAGUCCCCCAGGCUCACGAACAGCCUGGUCAACAGUUUCCUGGCUUCCAGCGGCGGCGGUGCGGGCACGGGAGGCGGCGGAGGGGGUGGCAACAACGAGUGUAAGAUGGUUGAUCUGCACGGGGUGAAGGUGGCUUCUUUCCUGGUGGAGGGGCAGGAGCUGAUCUGCCUGCCGCAGGUCUUUGACCUCUUCCUCAAGCACCUGGUGGGGGGGCUGCACACGGUCUACACCAAGCUGAAGCGGCUGGAUAUAUCGCCCGUGGUGUGUACGGUGGAACAGGUCCGCAUCCUGCGGGGGCUGGGCGCCAUCCAGCCCGGCGUGAACCGCUGCAAGCUCAUCACCAGGAAAGACUUCGAAACUUUGUACAACGACUGCACCAACGCCAGCUCACGACCAGGAAGACCCCCCAAGCGCUCUCUGGGAGUUGCAAUGCAAGAAAAUGCACGUCUUCUGCCCCAUGGAGUCCCAGGCUUGUUAUCACCAGGACUUAUCUCCCCGACAG